Messenger RNA from Oncorhynchus kisutch (coho salmon), 3758 nucleotides. It is a transcript of the gene hoxa3a, whose product is annotated as homeobox A3a. The transcript has 5 exons. Gene Ontology annotation, biological process: embryonic skeletal system morphogenesis; regulation of transcription by RNA polymerase II; anterior/posterior pattern specification. Gene Ontology annotation, molecular function: DNA-binding transcription factor activity, RNA polymerase II-specific; RNA polymerase II cis-regulatory region sequence-specific DNA binding. Lineage: Eukaryota; Metazoa; Chordata; Actinopteri; Salmoniformes; Salmonidae. The record is from RefSeq and is a predicted model, not a curated record. Bases 1585 to 2853 code for a protein of 422 amino acids. Gene Ontology annotation, cellular component: nucleus.
CCUGAAAGUAGAAACUGCAAUCCAUGGUUCAGUUUCCUUUAAACAGCUUGCUACACACAUCACAAGUUAACAAUCAUUGGAACUGAUGGGGGCAUGUGAGCAUGUUUUUUUUUUAAAUAGCCAAAGCACCUUUAAGUAACAUCAAACUAAAUAUGUAUGUGAUUAGAAUUGAUUUCAUGUGAUUUUUACCUUCUUUUUUUAAACAUGCUCACAUGCUCCUUUAACUGCCAUAGACUUUUAGCUUGUGGUGGCUAAGGUUACCUGAAUUGUGUAGUGGCUGUUUAAAGAAAACUGAACCAUGGAUUACAGUUUCUCUUGGCCCAUAGACUACUUUCAGGGUGAGGAACCAUCUAACAUCAAGUUGUAAAAUAGUGAACUACUCCUUUAAUAAAGAGGCUAAAGCAGUGUUUCCAAAACUCGGUCCUGAGGACCCCAAGAUGUGCUUGUUUUGUUUGUUGCUCUAGCACUACACAGUUGAUUCAAAUAAUCAAAGCUUGAUAAUGACUAGAUUAUUUGAACCAGCUGUGUAGCGCUGCUUGGGGUCCUCUGGACUGAGAUUGGGAAACAAUGGGCAAAAGUAUGCUAACUAUGAGGACAUGAGACUGGACAGGCUGUGUAUGUGUAGACUACUGAGUAGGGGAAAUGAAUGUUGAAUGUUUAACUGUGCAUUCCCCCUCUUUCUGGUAAGAUGGCGUCUAGCUCUGAACUGCCCCUUCUCCUCUCUCUCCAUCUCCCCACCCGCUUUCCCCCUCUCUCCUCUUGCUCUCCCUCUCUCACUAGGUCAUAAAUCUGUUGUUGUUUAUGAAAAUGUACAAAAUAGCAAUACAGCUUUAAGAGGCUCCUCCUUUCCCAUUGGUCCACACUGGUCACAUGGCAUGGAGCCGUGAACAUGAACUUUUUUAUAUAUAAUUUUCCAGAAGAGAACGUCACUCAUUUAACAGCCUGUGUCUGCCACACAACCCUUUCUGUACUGUAAAAGCUUUUGCUCCUCAAUGUCAUUGUUUAUGUAUUUUCGUCAUGGGUAAUGCUGUUUCGCUUUUGAGUUGAGUUUUGUAUUAUGCAGUGGCAAGGAGCCGUGUCCCUUUCUUGGAACCGGACGGUUUGGUUCAAUACCGUCGUUCUCGGUUUGGCACAAUGGACGGAUUGAGUGGGAGCGCGUUGUCGCCUGACCCCGGGGGCUCGUGGAUUCGUCCAGGGACCCAACUGGCACAACAGGGGAUCUUCCCCGGUCUACCUCGCGCCAACUGCACCUGUCCGUCCUCUUCUCGUAACAUCCCCACGCACCAUGAGACCUGAACACGGCUGUAAGUGUUCCUUGACCGUUACACCCACUCCUUGCUCACCAGAACGCCUCGCGAUGGACCCUGCAUGCCGGACGCACACGAGAAGACAGCUUCGGUCUCGAGAAUUUUGCGUAAAUAAAUACCAUCCAUCCUACAGUCUUCACGAGAUCCUGCCCUGCCAUCGGUUCACCCGAGGAGGCCAUUGGCGGAGAGGCGUCACGUGACCAAGGGGUGCCAAUGUUAUUCUACAAGGGUGUCAAGACCCUGUCAGUUUCUGAAAUAAAUAUUGGGAAACGGCGAGAUGCAAAAGGCAACCUACCUCGACAGCUCCGCAAUUUACAGUGGCUACCCGUAUCAAAGCGCAAAUGGCUUCAGUUAUGACGCCAAUCAGGUUCAAUAUCCCCGGGCCUCUCAUGUGGAAAGUGAGUACCAUCGACCCGCCUGCUCCCUGCAGUCCCCAGACGGCUCGGUCGCACUGAAGAAGCCGGGGAAGAUAGCAGAGAGCUGUGAUAGGAGUACGGCCAUCCAGGCUGCGCAGCCACCCGUCCUCACCGACAGCAAUCAACCACAGGUGUCGGUGUCUGUCCCGCCACCCCCUCCCCAGUCACAGUCCCCUGGUUCUCUCAACCAGAACAAGAGCAACGGCUCCAGUCAAGCCGACUCAAAUGGCUCCGUACACGGCUCGCCGACCUCCACCACCCGGAAACAUAUCUUCCCAUGGAUGAAAGAGUCCCGUCAGAACCAGAAGCCUAAAACCAGUAGCUCCAGCUCAGUUGAGAGUUGCCAAGGAGACAAGAGCCCUCCGGGCGGGUCAGCCGCGUCGAAAAGAGCCCGUACGGCUUAUACCAGCGCACAACUGGUGGAACUGGAGAAGGAGUUCCACUUCAACCGUUACCUCUGCAGACCCCGCAGGGUCGAGAUGGCUAACCUGCUCAACCUCACGGAGCGGCAGAUUAAGAUCUGGUUCCAGAACCGCAGGAUGAAGUACAAAAAGGAUCAGAAAGGGUGCGGCAUGAUGCCCUCUCCCGGGGGACAUUCCCCUCGGAGCCCCCUCGGUCAAUCUCCCGGUAGUGGGGGUGGAGGAUACCUCACCUCUAUGCAUUCUCUGGUUAACAGUGUCCCCUAUGAGUCCCAGUCGCCAACGUCUUAUAAUAAGCCCCCUCAUAAUGCAUACGGUAUGUCCACGUCAUAUCCUCCUCCCUUGAACAGCUCACUAAACAACUGCCCGCCCUCUCAGAAGAGGUAUUCAGGGACUGGCGGCUCGCCAACGCCCGAGUAUGACGCGCAUCCUCUCCAAGGCAAUGGGGGCUAUGGGGCGCAGUUGCAGCAGGGCAGCCCUGUGUAUGUUAGCGGAGGCUACAUCGACUCGAUGCCCAACAACGGGUCCUCCAUUUUCGGCCUGACCCAUCUCUCGCACCCGCCGUCCACACACAUGGACUACAAUGGAGCAAUCACUAUGGGCAAUAGUCACCAUCACGGACUGUGUGAUCCGAACCCGACGUACACAGACCUUACGCCGCACUACUCUCAGGGAAGAAUUCAGGAAGCGCCCAAACUGACGCAUCUGUAGCCUGGAUGCACCCCGGAUCACUCCGCCCCAUUGUCCUAUACCUCCAGACCUACCGUCGCUUUGUUCCUUCUCUUCUUCAGUAGCUUCUGCCACCCUUUCUUUGUUUUACGUUUUGUUUUUUAAAUAGUUGAAUGUGUGAAGUAGGAUAGGAAAGUAAUCACUUUGCUUAAAAUAUGAUGUCUAUUUGCUAUGGUGACAUUGUUCCACGAAGACAUAUGAUCUGAUAUGAUAAACGCGGGGGCACAAAUGCAUAGGCCUAUUUAAUCAUUAACUUGUUUCUAAAAACAAAAAUCAAACAGGGUAUAUGAACAAAUAUUAUGGUAUUCUUUUUGAUGUGAAUUUUUGUUAUUUAUCCACAGUUAAAUAUAUGUGUUUGUGUUAUUGUUUUGCAUUUUGUUGCACUUGUGGAAGGAUCCUUAUAGGAAUCAUGUGCAGGGUUUUUUGAGACAAACACACACACACAAACGAAGGUCUGGAAGCUCCAGCCUAUGACCUACCCAAAUUGUGUUCUGUUGGACUUUCAACAUUUUAUUUAUUUUUGUUCUGACGUAAUAUGGAGUUCUUUAGUAUUAUUUAACCACCCUGUGCUCUUUGUAUGUGGGGAGAAGGUUAUUGGAAACAGACCUCUAGUUCUACCCCUUACCUGACGGCAGACAGACGACGGACAGACCACAGACAGACGACUCUCAGCAGCACAUAAUAUGCUGGUGUUAUUUUUCUUCGAGGAGGUAUUUGAUUUCUCUACGAAUGUAAAUCAUGCAAUAAGGUUGGAAGGAAGGACAGACAUUAGAAUUUUUUUUAUUGCAAAAAAAAAUAUUUCAGAUAUUACCAAGUUUCUGUUUCAAUGUCAUUACAUUCCAUCCUGCUGCAGUUCGGUUAAAUAAAGAAAUGAUUUUCAAUAUAAA